This is a messenger RNA of Magallana angulata, 3052 nucleotides long. RefSeq lists its product as uncharacterized. The transcript has a single exon. The coding region runs from base 1 to 1344 and encodes 447 amino acids. Lineage: Eukaryota; Metazoa; Mollusca; Bivalvia; Ostreida; Ostreidae. The record is from RefSeq and is a predicted model, not a curated record.
AUGUCGACUUCAGAACCGCCAUUAAACAAUUCUGCGAUGAGCAGACGAUCAGUAAGCAUUAGCUUUCAACCUCCGCCAAAUUCUCAUGAGAUUUCUAUAGACUCAUUUCCAUCAGAAAUAGAACAGACAACUACAUCCUUCAAGACCGCUCCUUUUCCCGUCCGUGACAUCACACAUUACUUUCGACCGUCAGGAGACUGUGUUGUUGCUCCGUCGUCGGGAUAUUGGGAUUCACGAAGAGAUGCAUCGGUGAAAUCACACAAACACAAUACCAAAUCACCGUUACAAAUGAAUAUUGAUGAAGAGCGACCACUAAAUAAAACAUCAAGCCACUAUUUCAACCAGUCAGCAGACCAAACGGAUGACCUCCCGCACGCGCCAUCUCUAAAUAUUCGCUCAUUCUUCGAGUCAGUGUCAUCGGUAAAAUCAAACGAACAGAAGGCCCGUUCACCAAUACACAGAGAUAUUGGUGAACAGCGAACAUCAAAUGGAACAUCAUCAUCUCAGGACGAAACGGACGUCAAGAGGCAUUUUUCUUACGCCACUUAUUCAAGUUUAUCAUCGCACUACUCAAAUAUAAACAUUCCAUCAACAGAUUUUCAAGAUGCGUCAGAAGUUCCAAACGCAAAUCAUAGCUCCAAAUCAUCGCCACUUAACCAAAGAAAUAGAAGCAACAGGAGAGAAACAACACAAAACGAAUUCAAGCAGUCCCCCACACCUCAACCGAUCAAUGUCAGUAACACGCUUUGGAACUUUUAUACGAAAAAUAGCUCGAGCGAUUCUUCGUAUCAGGACGGGUCUCUAACAGACUCUAAGAACAUCCACCAGCCUUCAUUUAACUAUGGUCAUCCACAACCCCAGCUUCUACACUUGCAUAUUGACAAAUCACCUUCCGUAGAUUUAACUUCUCGUUAUAUGUCGACUUCAGAACCGCCAUCAAACAAUUUUGCGAUGAGCAGACGAUCAGUAAGCAAUAGCUUUCAACCUCCGCCAAGUCCACAUGAGAUUUUCAUUAACUCAUUUCCAUCAGACGUAGAAGAGACAACCACUCCCUUCAAGACCGCUCCUUUUCCCGCCCGUGACGUCACACAUUGCUUUCGACCGUCAGGAGACUGUGUUGUUGCUCCGUCGUCAGGAUAUUCGGAUUCACGAAGAAAUAAGAUGGUCAAUGUCGUUAAACCUAUUUUUCUUCUCAAUCAUCAUUACGAAGACGACGACGAUGAUGAUGAAGACGACGUUUUUCGCAAUGAUUUAUCGCUGCCCGAUACACAUGCAGAAGAAGCGAACGUUGCAGUAUUCUUAAUUGCAAUAAACGGAUAUUGGGUAAAAAAGCCUACAUUUUAGAUACACUAGCUGAGAAUUCAGUAUACAUGUACAUGUAAACGUGUUUAUUGCUUGUUUUAAUGAAAGGAAAUCCUCAUGGGCGCAUUACGUUCAUGGUGUAGUACCUUUAAUGUUUUUUUUCUAUUUGCCAUACCCCGAUACUGGAGACUUUAGAGAGGUUCAGUGGGGCAAUGUAGACUUACACAGUGCUCAUGAAUGUAGUAAUUAGUAACUUUUUGGCAUUAGUAAUUUUGAAGUGUUAACAUGUAUUUGUUAGUAAUAACGUGCUCUCAAACAAGUUUGGUUCAGGUGAUAUGUCGGUUCAGCUAUCUGGGCUGCGUUUAACAAAACUUGCGACAAUUAAGGUCGUAAAUCUUUUCGGUCUUACAGAAUGAUUAUAAUAUAACGGACGUGUAAAAUUCACGCACUAUCAUUUAUAUCAAACUGUUUCAACUCUAAGUACGGUUAACUGGUAUUAAGGUGGAAUUACACAUCAUCACAAAAUGGCUGACCGUAUAUCCGUUCUUCCGCGUGUCACAAAAUUUGCAAAAAUGGGGAAAAUAUGCAUUUUAAAUUUGCGUCAGUCAUUUUUUGCGAUUUCAAAGGUUUCUUAUAGAAUAUAAUACGGGAUGUGAUUUCUGCGUAUUCAAUAUUAAGCGAUCGCGAAAAUAGCGAAAAUUACAUCAUCGCUAAAAUUACCGGAAAUAAGGCAAUAUUUGGUAGCUUAUAAACAAUAAACAUUUAUAAAUUCAGUCUCAAGUAUUUUUGCAAAAACGCAGCUUUCUGUCUAAACAUAUUUUAAAUACAGAACUCUCACUUUUUGAUCAAACAUCUUUUCAGACGUCAAAAUAGAAUAUUGUUCAUAACUUUGAAAUCGAAUAAAACCCUUUUUAGAGACUUAACACGGAUGAAAAAUGUAAACAAUGAUGAUGAUGACCACGACCCCAAUCGCCAUGUCCUUCUCGGGUCCAUUAAAAACAUCUGUUUUAACCUAAAUGAUAUUGGCAAUGUCAAGGAAUCUACAACAUUUAUUCCACUAGAUUAUCUUAUAUAGAAAUUGAUUUUUUUCCUUUUCACUUGCCAUCCCUUUUUUUAUAAUUUUUUAAAUUGAAAAUUUUGGAACACUUUUUACAUUUAAAAUGUGUGUCAACCUUAUUAAAUUCUUAUAUAUGUAUCUGCAUAGUAUUUAUUUAAAUCAAUUAAUAAAAGCAAUCAAACCUUAAUUGGGUUUAAUUGUACAGGGCUUUUUUGCAGAGUUUUCUUAAUUUCCAAUUGUCUCGGAAUCUUUGUACCUAAAGAUUGAUAGAAUAUUAAUUUAUCUUGAGUUGGAUCAAUUCACUUUUUUGUAACGCCAUACCGUAUAUCCAGGUUUUUUUCCCGUGUCACAAAAUUUGCGAAAAUAGUAAAAAUCUGUAAAAAUUUAUUUUGCGACAGUCAUUUUUUUGCGAUAUAAAAAGUUUCUUAUAGAAAACGACACAGGAUAUAUUUUCUGCCUUAUCCAAUAUUUGCGAUUUAAAAAGGGUCGCGAAAAAAGCGAAAAUUAGAUUAUCGCGAAAAUUAUCGGAUAUACGGUAUUUUGUUGCUUGACAGUUAUCUUGAAAUAGAAAUGUUUUUGUUAAUACAUAAUUGUACAAUAUGAAGUGACAUCUCGUGUUCUGUGCGGAAGUGGCGCGUAAUAUGCAAUGAUAUGGAAUAUACAGAAGUGUCGUGUUGUGUGCCUUUAUAUAAA